CAGGGACAGGGACAGCGACAGAGGAAGGAAGGGCGACUUCCCACCCCAGCCAUCGCGGAUUUUUUUCACUUCAAACGUUUGGCGGUAACAAAGGCACAGGCCAUGCUGUUGGAUCAACGGCGACUUGACUUUGCCUACGAACAAAUCGUUCAAGAUGCCGCAAAAGCACGCGGUGCUUGCACCGUUCUCGUGUUCGUCGCUCCCAACUGCGAUGCGAUGUGUGCUUGCCGAAUACUCUCCUACAUGCUAAGAGCGGACGCAGUGUCUUACAAGAUCAAGCCAGUCGCUGGGUAUGGGGAUAUUUCGGCUGCGAACGAGGAGCUUAUCAAGGGCAAUGAGGACAUACGGAGUGUCGUGAUGAUCAACUGCGGCGCUAUCUGCAACGUUGUCGACCUGCUGUCGCAGCUCUCGCCGGAGGCCUACGUCUACAUCGUCGACAGCAACCGCCCUGUCCACCUCGCUAACGUCUACCCGAAAAAAGACAGGGUAGUCGUGUUCGUUGAUGAGGAAAACGGUGAUGUUGACAACAUUCCGAGCGACGGAGAGGGGCUGGACGGGAACGAUGAAACCAGUGACGAGUCGGACGCUGACAGUGACCAGGAAGAAGAGCUGGCCAGCAACCGAAGCGACGAGUCAGACGAUGAUGACUCGGACGAUGGAGAGGCGAGACCAGAGGACAAGGAAAAUACGUCGCCAAGCGAUGGGCUAGGCCAAUCGGCUGAGCGCGGGAAGGGUCGCGCGGGCCGAAAGCGUAAGAGGCAAACUGCUGCGAGAGCUCGGCGGCAAGCGCACGAUGCGGAGGUGACACGGCGACAACGCAUUCGCCAGUAUUACAACGGGGCCACCCACGGGUCGGCAUCCGCCGUGCAGCUAUUUGCUAUGGCAAUGCAGCUCAACAAGGACACCAAUGAUCUGCUGUGGCUGGCCAUCGUGGGACUCACCGACCAAUACAUUCAUCAGAGAAUCGACCAAGAAAUCUACCACAUGGUCGUGGCACAACUGCAACAACACGUGGUUGCAAAGAACAGCAAGACCAGCCUGGAGACAAGCUCGGCAGAUGGCAAAACACUAGUGCCGGUAUCGGAGAUGGGAAGGAUAACGUGUGACAUGGAGUUCCGAUUCAUGCUUCAUCGCCACUGGUCACUGUACGAGAGCAUGUACUUUUCCAACUUUGUCGCCUCCAAGCUCAACGUGUGGAAUUCCAAUGGGCGUCAUCGCCUUGAGGAGUUUCUGGCCAAGAUGGGUUUCAGCCUCGAGCAGUGCAAGCAAAAAUACCCGUUCAUGAGCUGUCAGCUUCGGAAGCGUCUCCGGGAUCAGAUCGAGAAGUACGCUGAGGACUACGGCCUGCAAGACGUGUUCUAUGGAUCAUACCAGAGGUAUUGUGGGUUCAAGAACCCACUGAGCGCUGCGGACAUGGUGUACUGCAUUACGGCCCUAGCGGAGCACAAGGACCUGGUAGGGGUUACCACGGAGCAGGGGCCCGGUGACUCGACGGGCGUUGAGGAAGACGAAGAGGGAUGGAUAGACAGCUUCAACACAGCGUACGAUGCUCUUUCCGGAAAGAGCCCCAUGCUUUUGAAGCAGGGUCUUUCGCUGAGCAUGUCUCUCCAGAGAGCUGUGGUUCAGCAAGCAGUAACAAUGAUGGAGAAGAGGAGCUUGACACUGUUCAAGCACUUUCGAUACGCGUUCAUCCGGAGUAGCGAAACGGACGAGCGGCUGUUCACGCAGCCAAUGGCCCUGAGGAAGCUCGCAGCCUUCCUCAUAGACGUGCACCGAGAGAACGGGAGGUGGGCUGGCGACAAGGCCAGACCCCUUGUCAUCAUGGCGGAGCGCGUAUCGACGUACCUGGUGGUCGGUGUCACCUGCCCGAAGAUUGCCGGAACAGUAAUCAAGAACCGAUUCGGGGCGUGCUUCCAGCUUGCUGCUCAACAAAUCCAAGCCCGAGCAAGGCAUGAUGGCUUCGAGGCCAGCGUGAUGGAGAUCAGCAAAGAGGAUGUGCACGACUUCAUACAAGCUUUACAUGAUACCAUGAGUGCGUAG
Ectocarpus siliculosus is the source of this 2040-nucleotide messenger RNA. The record is from the annotation of a GenBank genome assembly. Lineage: Eukaryota; Phaeophyceae; Ectocarpales; Ectocarpaceae.